UAUGUUUCUUUAUUUUUCUGUUUUUCUUAUAAAUAAACAAAUACGGUAAGUCAGUUGUCUACCGUAUCGGUCGCAUGUGUUAUAACACGGAGUGUGAGUAUGAGAUUUUUGCGUACAUCAGCCGGAAAGCUCCAUGACUCGUUUGAAUAAUGGCAUUUGCUGUAAAAAGUUUACGGAGUUUAAGUAAAGUAUACAAUGGAAAUUGUCGUACAGCCUACUCGAUAUUCCGACAAUCCGUCGCAAGAACCUCUCUCGUUCAAAAUGUCCAAAAAUAUUGUUACACCACGGAAGCUUCAAAUCGUCCGAAAAUAACACAGAGUUUAACGAAUAUACAAUCGUUAGAAAAAUCAGCACAAUCGUUAGCACAAGAAUUGUUAGAGAAGAAAAGGCUAGAAGAAGAACAACAAGAGGAGGAAGAACAGAAAAAGCAUCAUGAGCGAACAAAAAGGUUAACGAAAUAUAGUUUGAUUGCUUUUGGUACAAUGACGAGUUUAGGUUUGUGCUAUAUAAUCUAUGAACUUGGGAAACCGACCUACGAUGAACAUGGAAAUAUAAUAGAAGAUGAAUUUUAUCAUUUACCAUAUUAUGAAAAGAUUUAUAAAAGACUUAGAAGAGAAUUAAACUAUUAUAAAAAGUUUAUACAAGAACCUAGUAGGGCAAAAUUGCUUCCCGAUCCAUUUAAAUAUCCUUAUAUUCAACCUCCGUAUACAUUGGUACUGGAAGUUAAAGAUCUUCUUCUAUGUCCAGAUUGGACUUAUGAAACAGGUUGGAGAUUUAAAAAGAGGCCAUAUGUAGAUGAAUUCUUAGAAGCUGUUGCACCUCCACAAUUUGAAGUUGUGAUCUAUACAGCUGAACCAGCAGCGGUUUUAUUUCCUAUUUUGGAUUCCUUGGAUCCUAAUGGUUAUAUAAUGUAUAGGUUGUUCAGAGAUGCAACACGUUUUACAGAUGGCCAUCAUGUUAAAGAUUUGGCUGCACUUAAUCGUGAUCUCAGUAAAGUUAUUGUAGUUGAUUGGAAUAAUGAAAGUAUUAAAUAUUAUCCUGAAAAUACGUUAAAACUUGAGAGAUGGACAGGUGAUGAUAAUGACAAAACUUUAUAUCACCUAGCAGCAUUCCUUAAAACUAUAUCAUUAACAAACGUAGAAGAUGUCCGGGAAGUUCUGAAUUAUUAUAGGCAAUUUGAUGAUCCAUUAAAAGCAUUCAGAGAUAAUCAACGUAAAUUACUGGAACAAUUGGAAGAAGAAAAUAAGACACAGAAAGAGAAUAGUAAACAUCUUACCUCAAGAUGGACUCCUUCUUUUCUACGAAAUCGCUAGUCAUUUUAAAUUGUGUUCUAAUAUAAGAUACUUUCGAAACAACUAAAUACGAGAUUACAUUCAAUAUACCAUUUCGUUCAAACUGAUGAUCUUACCAAUAGUAAAUGUACAAUUUUUAUUAUAAAAUGAAUAAACAAUCAGUACCUUUUA
This is a messenger RNA of Vespa velutina, 1463 nucleotides long. RefSeq names its product mitochondrial import inner membrane translocase subunit TIM50-C-like. The record is from RefSeq and is a predicted model, not a curated record. Gene Ontology annotation, molecular function: phosphoprotein phosphatase activity. NCBI's taxonomy places the organism in Eukaryota, Metazoa, Arthropoda, Insecta, Hymenoptera, Vespidae. The coding region runs from base 150 to 1313 and encodes 387 amino acids. The transcript has 8 exons.